CGGCAAUGCCAUCGAAAAGGGGACAAUAAAAAAUAAAUAAAAUGAAAUAAAACAAAGCGCCCUUAUUUUGUUUUAAUUCAUCCUCCUUUACAUUUCCGCUACUUCCUCCCACCAGUGUUUAUCCCCUUUUUUUUAUGCAAUUUUUUUCCCCCCUUGGCCAUAUACUGCGUAGCAGCACAGGGAGAGAAAAAAAAUAAAAGGAAGAUCCACGCAAACCCGAUUUAGAAACAGAAGUAACAACAAGGAGGAGCCCACCUUUGAGGCGAUUUUCGCAGGAGGAAGAAACUGUUUUACAAAAAAUGAAGAGAAAAUAACCCCCAAGGUCGCUUCAACAUCGAGAGACGUGUACCUAUAUACCCGUCGAAAAUAAUGCCGACUGAAAGUUGAAACACCGUACUGUGAACGAAUCUGUACGUAAAGAUAAUUGCCCCCUUUUUGAUCGCCCAAACGGACGUAUACCCAGUGUACAAAAAAAAAAGGAACACACCUUCUCGCAUCACCAAGUGAACAGGCACACUGAUAGAAGGCUUUCUCCACAUUUUGGGAAGAAUUAAACUGCCCAGCGGCACAUUUCGGCGAAACUUUUUUUAUUGAAAAAUGAAGACCGAAACGACGGUGGAGGAAAACCGGGACAAUCCCGAGGAUGGCCCUUUGGGACUCCUGUCCGAGUGUGUCAAGGACAACGCGCAGGUUUUAAUUAACUGCCGGAAUAAUAGGAAGCUUCUGGCGCGGGUUAAAGCGUUUGAUAGGCACUGCAAUUUGUUGCUGACCGAGGUUCGAGAAAUAUGGGUGGAGGUGGUGAAGGACAAAAAGAAGAAAAAAAAAAUUAACAAGGACAGAUACAUCAGCAUACUCUUCUUAAGGGGAGACUCCGUUAUUUUAAUUUUGAGAAAUCCAAAGUGAGGCUUAAGAAGGGAGAGCAAGUUAGCAACCGUGAGUGAUGUAAAGGUGUACUAGC
Molecule: messenger RNA, 958 nt
Organism: Plasmodium vivax (malaria parasite P. vivax)
Lineage: Eukaryota; Apicomplexa; Aconoidasida; Haemosporida; Plasmodiidae
Product: small nuclear ribonucleoprotein Sm D2, putative
Exons: 3
Coding region: 598-903 (101 amino acids)
Biological process (GO): spliceosomal snRNP assembly; RNA splicing
Cellular component (GO): U2 snRNP; U5 snRNP; precatalytic spliceosome
Molecular function (GO): RNA binding
Source: RefSeq, a predicted model, not a curated record